Messenger RNA from Eublepharis macularius, 4409 nucleotides. RefSeq names its product integrin alpha-M-like. Lineage: Eukaryota; Metazoa; Chordata; Lepidosauria; Squamata; Eublepharidae. Gene Ontology annotation, molecular function: integrin binding. The transcript has 30 exons. Bases 98 to 3607 code for a protein of 1169 amino acids. The record is from RefSeq and is a predicted model, not a curated record. Gene Ontology annotation, cellular component: integrin complex; external side of plasma membrane. Gene Ontology annotation, biological process: cell-matrix adhesion; cell-cell adhesion; integrin-mediated signaling pathway.
ACUGUCAUGGCUUAAGCGGCCACAUCUUCAGGAGAAUGUGGUCAGUUUAGCCAGCCUCCAGAAUCUCCAUAUAGCCUGGGGAAAUACCUAGCCAAGGAUGGAGACCCUCUCACUGCUCAUCUGUUUCUCAGCUGCUGUGCUGAUGCCCUGCCACGGAUUCAGCAUAGAUACAGAACACCCAAUCGUCUUCCAGGAAACAGCAGAAGGGUUUGGGCAGACUGUUGUGCAGUUUGGAAAAGGAGCAAACAGGGGGGUACUUGUUGGUGCCCCACUCCAGAGAGGAGACGUGAAUGAAACAGGUAAAAUCUAUAAAUGUCAGCAGAUGCCAAGCAAAUUCGGCAAAUGCCAGGAGGUCCCUGUACAACGUCCAAUUGAUGCUGUGAAUAUGUCUCUCGGUUUGUCCCUCUCUGCCUCGGAAUCCAGGUUUUUGGUAUGUGGUCCCAGAGUGCAUCAGACCUGUGGGCAAAACAUGUAUCUCAAAAGCUAUUGUUUUCUCCUGGAUGAGAACUUGAGGCAGACACAGCGCUUCCCUGAUUCUCUGCCAGAAUGUGCAAAACGAGCCAACGAUAUAGUGCUUCUGAUAGAUGGCUCAGGAAGCAUCGAUCCUGACGAAUUCAGACAGAUGAAGACAUUCAUUUCAGAAGUCAUGAAGCGCUUCCUCAACUCCAACACGCAGUUUGCCUUGGCCCAGUAUUCACACCGCUAUAGCGAGCACUUCACCUUCAGCCAAUUCCAGAACAACCCAGAUCCUGAUGCUCUCCUUAGACGUGUUGAUCAGCUGGGAGGGGGAACUCAUACAGCUACCUAUAUCCAGAGAGUGGUGCGUGAGCUCUUUCAGCCACAAAAAGGAUACCGCUCAGGAGCCACAAAAAUCCUAAUUGUGAUAACAGACGGACAGAAAUCAGGAGAUCACUUGGAAUACAGGGAUGUGAUACCAGAAGCUGAGAGAGCCGGCAUAAUCCGCUAUGCGAUUGGGGUUGGAAGUGCUUUCCGUACAGAUGCUGCCAGGCAAGAGCUCAACCAUAUUGCCUCUCAACCCAGCUCAGAGCACGUGUUCCCAGUGAGCAACUUUAAUGCCCUAAAGGACAUUGAGAAGACACUUCAGAAUAAAAUUUUUGCCAUUGAAGGUACAGAAUCCCAGAGCAGCAGCUCCUUCCAGAUGGAGAUGUCCCAGGAGGGACUCAGUGCCUUGCUGAACCAAGAUGACUUUGUGUUGGGGGCAGUGGGAGCCUACGACUGGUCUGGAGGGGUUUUCCUAUAUGGCAGUGGCAGCAACCCAGACUUUAUCAAUGUGACCAGCUCCACCAAGGACAUGAACGAUGCUUAUCUGGGUUAUUCAGUGCAAAUGGUUCAGCAGAGAGGGCAGCGCAGCUACGUGGUGGGGGCCCCUCGUUACAAGCACGUCGGCAGGGUUGUCCUCUUCGGCCAAGAAAACGGGCACUGGCAGCUGAAAUCAGAGCUGUCUUUAAAGCAGACCCUCCAGAUUGGCUCUUAUUUUGGGGCUUCACUCUGCUCCGUGGACCUGGACAGCGACUCCAACACGGACCUGGUUCUCGUGGGUGCGCCCAUGCACUAUAAUGGCAUGUCAGGAGGGAAAGUCUACGUUUUCCAGAGGCAGGGGGAGAUAUUUGCCAACACCAAGGAACUACAGGGAGAUCCCAAACACCCUUUAGGCCGCUUCGGAGCCAGCAUAGCAGAAAUAGGAGACAUAACCGGAGACAGAUGGACGGAUGUGGUAAUUGGAGCUCCAAUGGAGGAUGAGAAUCGAGGAGCCCUGUACAUAUUCCAGGGGAGCUACGGUUCCAUCAACGAGAAGUAUAGUCAGCGCAUCCGAGGGUCUCAGUUCCCCAACCAGCUUCACUACUUUGGCCAAGCCAUUGCUGCUGGGAAAGACCUUACAGAAGACGGACUCCCAGACAUUGCAACAGGGGCUCACGGGCAAGUGCUGCUGCUGAGGUCUCGGCCUGUGCUCCAAGUCCUGCCCAGCAUCACCUUCUCCCCAUCUAUGAUCCCCCUCUCAGCCUUUGACUGCCAAGGCCAGGAUCAGCUGGAUAAAGAGGUCAGCUCAGCAACCGUCUGUCUCGAUGUCCGGCUGAACUCACCGUUUACCCCAGCCAAUAGGAUUUCGAACACCGUUUGGUACUCCUUGGUCUUGGAUCCUGGUCGGAUGAAAGUUCGGGCUGCUUUUGACAGUGGCUCCUCCACCAUCACCGAACAGAAACAGAUGGGCUUGGCGCAGAAAUGCAUGAGCUAUCGCAUUAAGCUGCCGGUCUGUAUAGAAGACAGCCUCACACCCAUAAAGCUGCAGCUGAAUUACAACCUAACAGGGGAUCCCAUUCCUGCUGCUGAUAACCUGAGAGCCAUCCUGAAGGAAGAUUUUCCCCGUCUGUUUACAGCAUUGCUACCCUUUGAGAAGAACUGUGGCCAAGAUGGAAUCUGUAAAGAUACAUUAAAAACUGCCUUUAAUUUCUCAGGCCUAGAUGCGCUAGUGGUGGGUCAGGACCUUGAGCUCAAUGCCACUGUCUUCUUCCGGAACGACGGAGAGGAUUCUUAUGGCUCCAACCUGACUUUUGUCUACCCUUCAGCACUUUCCUACCGCCGGUUCAAAAUACUGCAGUCUAACAGGAAGAACAUGGGCAUUAAGUGCAUCUCUGCCCCUGCCUCAGAGGAGGAGUCUUUGAGGAACACCACCUGCAACAUCAACCAUCCCAUCUUCCGGAGUGGCGCUGAGGUUAUAUUCAUGGUUUCUUUUUCCAUUGACCCCGAUGGAGUUCUGGGGAAUGAGGUGCAGAUCAAUGCCACGGCGGGCAGUGAAAACAACGGCCCCGUCACUCAGGACAUGUUUCACCAAGCAAAGCUACCCGUUAAAUACGCCAUAUAUGUCUUUUUCAAGAAUAUUGAUGAUUCAACCAAAUAUGUCAACUUUUCCAUGGGGCAGGAAGAUGCAAACCAGUUGGUGGAACAUAAGUAUGAGGUGAGGAAUUCGAUUAAGCGGCAAGUUCCCAUCUCAGUGAAGUUUGAGUUCCCUGUGCAGCUGAACGGAAUGUGGGUUUGGAAUGCGUCCCUGGACAUUUCCUCCGAGCAAUUCCACCUGGCUCAGUGUGCUCCUGAAAGAAAGACUUCAGGGUCCAACAAUUUUGUGACUCAGCUCCGCAAUCGUGCUGUUCUGGACUGCACUGUGGCCGUCUGCGAAAUAAUCCGUUGUAACAUCCUGUCUCUGGAGCAGGGGCAACCGCUGGAGUUCAGAAUCAAGGGGGCUCUUGGCUUCAGGUGGCUGUCCCAGACCCAGCAGAAGAAAGUGACCGUGGAGAGCAGGGCACAGAUUUUCUACGAUGACACAAAAUACAUCCAGAAGGAGGGCUUUGUAAAGAGCCAGGUGAAGACGGUGUUGGAGUACUUGGAGGUCUACAACUACCUGCCCGUCAUUAUUGGCAGCAGUGUUGGGGGGCUUAUCCUCCUUGCUCUGAUCGCUGCUGCUCUGUACAAGCUUGGGUUCUUCAAGAGACAGUACAAGCAGAUGCUGGAUGAGGCAGGAGAGGGGGAUGCAGGGGCUGGUCCUUCCCAAGGCAGUGACAGCGGUCCCCCUCCUCAAGCUGCCAAUUCAUAAGAGAUGCCACAAAUCCCAUCUUCUCUAGGAUUUCUUUUGGCACACACUGAAAACCCAUCAGUUCUAUGGGACACUGCACUGAAGAAGAAGGGACUAGCAUGGCGAUGAGGCCUGUUUUAUACGGUGCGUUUUCCCUAAGUGGGAAUUGCUUUCAUAGAGGGAAUGGCCACCUAUUUGUGUGAGAUUGUCAUGUGUGAGUUACACACAUACUGACAGUUGCAUCAAAUUGUAACUUCACAUUUAUAUUUGGGUGUAUAUGUUUAUUCUGCACCUUUCUUUGUUGCUGAACUAAUGAGGACUAAAGCACAAUGAAAAGACACAUUUCUACCUCUUAUAACUGUUGCAAAAUGAGAAAAAAUGUAGGCUAGGCAAUAUCCAGUGAGAUUUUAAGCUGUAGAGAGCAGAGUAGAACUUCUCUUGUUGGGAGGGGACACAUAAGAGUCUUGCAACGUUUCUUCACUCUGCUCUGCAGCAAUUAUUCCCUGGUCCCUGCCAGUAUAAUCUCUGUCCCCUCUUCCAUCUUCCCAGCUUUUUCAGAAACAAAGGAAAAUACUAGAUUUUUGAAUACCUGGAUCAUGGUACCAGAAAUAAGGUGAAAAUAUUCUUGCUUUUCAAGGUUUCGGCUACAUAAAUUAAGUUAGGCACAACAUUCGGGUAAUUUCUUUCUGUGAAAUUUUGGGAUUCUACUACUGGGAAAUUGUUUUGGAGGCACGUUUUCCAGACUGAACUUUUAUCAGCCUUGCUAUGAAAACAGUUGCUGUCUGACUAAAUCUCAUGAAUGUUUAUUUCACCCACAAUCACA